Messenger RNA from Zasmidium cellare ATCC 36951, 3390 nucleotides. RefSeq lists its product as uncharacterized. Gene Ontology annotation, molecular function: ubiquitin protein ligase activity; protein binding. The coding region runs from base 1 to 3390 and encodes 1129 amino acids. The record is from RefSeq and is a predicted model, not a curated record. The transcript has a single exon. NCBI's taxonomy places the organism in Eukaryota, Fungi, Ascomycota, Dothideomycetes, Mycosphaerellales, Mycosphaerellaceae. Gene Ontology annotation, biological process: protein polyubiquitination; ubiquitin-dependent protein catabolic process.
AUGUAUCAGUCAUUCACAGGCUCCGCGCGCCGCCCUCGCAACGUCAACCUCUCAGGCCGUCCUACCAACCCCUUCGCCGCAUUCAAUACCACAGGCUCAGGCGCACAGCAAGCCGUAGCCUCCGCGCAGCAGGAUCGAGUCCAUCGCCAGCAACAAAGAGAGCGACAGCAAGCAUCAUCUCGAAUCCAGAAAGUAUGGCGGGGCCAUCGAGCGCGGAGGCGGACGUUCAAGAUAUGGAGGCAGGUCUGGGAUGAGACGGAGAACAGCUCGACUGGGGCGUAUCAAUCAUCAGAUGAGUCUCUGCGGCAGUUGAGGAGGCUAUUGUUGUUCUUCAGUCCGAAGGGAGAGCCGGGCGAUAUUCAAAGACUAGCCUGGUAUGGCACUCGGCAGGUCACCACGAGUGAGACGGUAGAGUGUACAGGCGAUGGCUGGAGGACGGCAUACUCGAAGCUUCAGAGAGCAUGCAUCGCUGCGUUGAAGGCGAGAAAGAGCCCCAACGCCGACACAGACAGAACAUUGCUCUGGAUACUAGCAUUUGCUGCGAGGCAGAGCUCGUUCAGCACGAAAGAGGCGGUCGAAUACUACGAGGCUCUGACUGCGACAUCGAGCCUUCCAGACGAGCCUCUGCAGGGCGCGCUACUCGCACCGUUGAAGCAGUCCAAGGAGGCUUACACUGGUCUUGUUAUCCUCUUGGCACGGCCUGUGAAUGCAGAGAUGCUGAGCUUGCUCAGAGCCGCUGUUGAUGCGCAGAUCUUGGCUGAGGCGGUCACUGGACUGGGUGAGGAUCGAUCAAGUAGCCCGCGAGAACGGCUAUGGCUAUUGGGCAACAUGAUAUAUGUUACUGGACAAACGAGCAGCAUGACCUUCACCGCCGCGGUUGGCCGCCUUCUUGGAUCGCUGGCAGACGAUGUGGAUUUUGAUGGACAAACUUUGGAUGCUGAUAAUGAGACAUUCGACAGGGACGUACUAUCAAAGCUGGCAAGCGGUCUUCCGCUCAACACAUUCCUCAACACACAAAUCAAGACGCUACUCGACCAGCAUGCCAUCCGCAACCUACUGUCUGGCCAGCAAACCAUCAACUCGAACAACAACAACGCACAAGUCUUGGCAGGAUAUGCUCUAACAUUACUUCGAUGCUUCCCACGAAGAGCCGAUGACAUUCGCAUGUGGCUACAUCUCGGCCCCACAAGCAAAGACAGAGCAUCGCCGACCGGAUAUCUAUGGGAUGCGGCGAAACAGUGUCAGGUUUUCGGCGAAGUGUCGUCCAAUUCAAGAGAUGUUGUCCACCUUCUCAAGAACACGAAACCAUCGCGACGGCAGAAAGAUGAUUGGACGGUCGUGCUAGUCUUUCUGGAAAUGUUCACAUUCGACUUGAAGAUCAUGGAUGACGAAGAUUUCAUGGGAAGCAGUCCACAAGCCAAGAAGAACAGCGCUGUGCCUGUGCGCGAUGUGGCGCGGCUGGUGACCUUUCUCAAGAACUUGGGUUUCACCCUAUACUUCGAUGCCAAAGACCUCAACGAUGCCACACCAAAGCCGGCAAGAGACGAGCCUCUAUUCAGCCCAGGCCGUCGAUUUGGCAACUCGAACGUAACAACCACUUCCACUGAGGUUAAGCCCCUCACUGUUGCUGGUUUGCCUGGGUUGACUAUCGAUUACCUCAAAGGACUGACCACCGGAUUACUCCGAGCAAUCUACGAGCGUGAUUCAAGGCGAAACUUCCUACCAAAGGAUCAUUGGCUCAUGACUGAGCGAUUUGAUAUGAAGACUUUUAUUUCUGGUGUGGUGGAAGAGGAAGAGCGACGACAUACCGUACAGGAGUUGGAUGACGAGGAUAAAGACGACGACUCUGACGGAGACGAUAUCGAGCUUUUGAAUGUACCGUCAAGAGGCCCUUCGAACUACGCUCGUGUGUUGAGGAACCAAGAAGCUCGAGAACGUGCGCAGCGCAAAGCCAGUAGAAAGCGAUACCUGGAGUCCGUGGCGCCAAGGUUGGAAAUUCUCCAGAACAUGCCCUUUUUCAUACCGUUUCACACUCGAGUGCAGAUCUUUCGAGAGUUUGUGCAUCUCGACCAGGAGAAACGACGAAAUGGCUACGUGGAUCCGGAAGUCUGGCGCAUGAUGCUUAGAAGCGAGGCCAUGGGUGCUGGGAUGAUGCCAGGUCAGCGAGACCCAUUGUCGAGACACCACGCCAAGAUCAAGCGGACAUCUGAGUUCAUGGAUGCAUAUGAGCAGUUCUAUGACCUCGGAGCCGAUCUGAAAGAGCCGAUUCAAAUCACCUUCAUCGACCAAUUUGACACACCCGAAGCUGGUAUCGAUGGCGGUGGUGUUACCAAAGAAUUCCUGACCAGCGUCAUCAACCAGGCAUUCAGUCAGGACCCUGAAAGCAUGAACCACUUCUUUGUCGAGAAUGAUCAACAUUUGCUCUACCCGAAUCCCACUGCCAUCGAGGAUCUGCGGAUACGACUCCAGGAGAUUGGGUUGCGGGACGAAUCGCCAGACAUGCGUGAGCAGAUGCGGGAGUUGCUUAAGCAGUACGAGUUUCUUGGCCGUAUCAUCGGCAAGUGCUUGUAUGAGGGAAUCCUAGUGGAUGUAUCCUUUGCUGGCUUCUUCCUCAAGAAGUGGGCACUUACUGGUGGCACUGGCAGCGCACCGAACGAGUCACACUACCGGCCCAACAUUAACGAUUUGCGUGAACUCGACGAAACCAUCUACAGAGGUCUCCUGGAUUUGAAGAACGCUGAGAAUGCAGAAGACUUUGGCCUUGACUUUACCGUCAAUGUCACUGUGGGUCCAGACCACAACCGACGAGUAGUCACUGUCGAGCUGGCUCCCAAUGGCUCGAAUAUUCCUGUCACAAACGAGAAUCGCCUUUCCUACAUCAACCGCAUGGCUGCCUUUCGACUUCAAUCGCAGAGCAAACGCCAGACGAACGCUUUCCUGCGAGGUCUUGGCGACAUCAUACAACCUUCUUGGCUGUCUAUGUUCAACCAGACUGAACUGCAAACCCUUAUCGGCGGUGCGCAAGGUUCAGUCAUUGACGUCGAAGACCUGCGACGAAACACGCAAUACGGUGGUGUAUAUGUUAUUGGGACCGAUGGACAAGAACAUCCAUCUGUGCAACUAUUCUGGACCGUGAUGCACAAGCUACCCGAUGAAGAUCGCAGAAAAGUGCUGAAGUUCGUUACAAGCACGCCACGAGGCCCGCUGUUGGGCUUCGGGCAUUUGAAUCCGAGAUUCAGUAUUCGAGAUAGUGGAGGUGAUGAGGGCAGGUACCCCACAACGAGCACUUGUGUGAAUCUACUCAAGUUGCCUAUGUACAAGGAUGAGAAGUCCUUGAGGAGCAAAUUGCUUGCGGCGGUGAAUAGCGGGGCUGGGUUUGACUUGUCGUAA